AUGGAGUUCCAGGCCAUCAUCCUCUGUGGUCCGGGGACAGAGCUGGCGCCGCUUGUGUCGCCGUACAUGACGAAGGCGCUGCUACCGAUCGCGAAUAGACCGAUGCUGUAUUACUCGCUGGAGUGGUGUCAUCGCGCUGGGAUUUCUUCUGCGAUCGUGGUGUCGAGCUCGGCUGCUGAGCAAGCGAUUUCACAGUACAUCAAACUGGAGUACAACUCUACGCAAAAGGCGGGAAUGAAGAUCGAGGUUGUUCCAGUCGACGGCGAGACCGCGUUUAUUAUCCGCAGUCUAAAAGACAAGAUCAAGCAUGAUUUCAUUCUACUUCCUUGCGACUUCGUGACGGAUCUGCCGCCGCAGACGGUGGUGGAUAUGCAUCGGAAUCAGCCGGUGAAGACAAUAGGGUCGGGGAUAUGGUACAAGAACACGCUGGACUCAAUAGACAAGAAGACGCUGAAGCCUAAUCUUACGAUCCAUACUCCGCUGGGAAAACCUCAUCCGCGACUGCUGGACGUAUACCCGCGACCAAAGGGAAGCGACCCUUUAACGGUGCGGAUGUCGAUGUUGUGGGAACACCCGCAGGCCACGAUCUCGACUACCGUCCUCGAGGCCUUCAUUUACCUCUUCUCUCGCCGCGUGCUGGACGACGACGGAGACCUCUCUAGCUCUGCCACCCUCGCCGCCGCUGCCGCAACCACCACUACCACCACAGCCGCCGCGUCCGCAUCCCCAACCGCCACAUCUACAUCCACAUCUGCAUCGACCGACCAGUCCUCCUCCGCGCCGACGAACCCCGCCGACCUACCGAAAUGGAAAAAGUCAUGGACCGCGCUCGUGCGCGACAUCGCGCGCGACUCGUGGCGCCACCGCGACUCGUCCUCGCGCGGCACGGUCGGGUUCUACGUCGUCCCCGCCGACUACAGCUUUCUGCGCUGCAAGUCUGUGUCCGCGUACUUUGAAGCCAACAGACUUGUGCUCAAGCAAACGGCGUACACACCCCCGCCCUCGACGGCGACCGCGAAAGGCGCGGUGAUUGGUCGCGACUCGUUGAUUGGGAUCGGCACCGAGAUGGACGAGAAGACGAAUGUGAAGCGGAGUAUUGUUGGCGCGGACUGCAAGUUUGGACGCGAGUGCCGAAUUACCGGUUGUGUGAUCAUGGACGGCGUUACGGUCGGGAAUGGCGUGCAUUUGGAUAAUUGCAUUAUCGCGAAUGGCGUGAGUGUUGAGGAUAAAGUGAGGUUGAGCGGGUGUACCGUCGAGGGACGAUACAUCGUCUCCAUGGGCACGCAAUCCAAAAACGAAGUCCUGCGCGGCUACAGCGCUGAGGGCUUACUCGACAGCGACUCGGACGCGAUCGAGAGCUACGAUUCGGACGAGGACUCGGACGAAGACGAAGACGAAUCCGACGACGAUGGCGAGAUUAACGAGAGCGAGCUCGAGCAGAGCGAGGGUGAGGGCAUCGAGUACGAUGACGACGAUUUCUUUGAUCGUGGGUAG
Myxozyma melibiosi is the source of this 1494-nucleotide messenger RNA. Its product is annotated as nucleotide-diphospho-sugar transferase. NCBI's taxonomy places the organism in Eukaryota, Fungi, Ascomycota, Lipomycetes, Lipomycetales, Lipomycetaceae. Gene Ontology annotation, cellular component: eukaryotic translation initiation factor 2B complex; guanyl-nucleotide exchange factor complex. The record is from RefSeq and is a predicted model, not a curated record. Gene Ontology annotation, biological process: biosynthetic process; cytoplasmic translational initiation. Bases 1 to 1494 code for a protein of 497 amino acids. The transcript has 5 exons. Gene Ontology annotation, molecular function: guanyl-nucleotide exchange factor activity; translation initiation factor activity.